GCGAGGGCCCUGAGCAAGGAUGAGAUGCAGCCCCUGGUUGAUUCCAUCAAGACGGCCAAGGACUUCCUCAAGGCGAACCCCUUCUGGGAUGAGGAGAUCAAGCCCAACGAGUACAACAAGCACAUGCCCCUUGCCAUGCAGAUGAUCAAGCCCAUUAUGGAUCGG
Messenger RNA from Prorocentrum cordatum, 165 nucleotides. The record is from the annotation of a GenBank genome assembly. Lineage: Eukaryota; Dinophyceae; Prorocentrales; Prorocentraceae.